Molecule: messenger RNA, 1491 nt
Organism: Nerophis lumbriciformis (worm pipefish)
Lineage: Eukaryota; Metazoa; Chordata; Actinopteri; Syngnathiformes; Syngnathidae
Source: RefSeq, a predicted model, not a curated record
AUGGCGGCAGUGUUGCCGAGGACGCUGGGCGAGCUUCAGCUGUACCGGAUCCUCCAGCGAGCCAACCUGCUCUACUACUACGAAGCUUUCAUCCAGCAGGGUGGCGAUGACGUGCAGCAGCUAUGCGAAGCCGGUGAGGAGGAGUUCCUUGAAAUCAUGGCGCUGGUCGGUAUGGCCAGCAAGCCACUCCACGUUAGGCGCCUGCAGAAGGCCUUGCGCGACUGGGUAACCAACCCAGCCAUCUUCAACCAGCCUCUCACCUCGCUCCCGGUGUGCAGCAUUCCUGUAUACAAGCUGCCUGAAGGUUCUCCCACACUGCUGGGUUCCCAGGACCGAGCCAACACAUCCAGUGUCAAGAUUCCCAAAUCAGUCGCCACCUGCUCAGACACAGGAAAACUGGAUGUGACUCGGGACAAAGUAUCUGUAAGCUCACCUCUUCCUGGAAACGCCGAAUCUCGGUUCUGGUCAGGACAUAGCAACGAUAGCGAGCAUAGCCUGUCACCAACCGACCUAGGUUCCCCAUCUUCUCCAAGAGACGUAAUGGAAGCUCUGGAUGUGGCUGCGGUGCAGUCGGUGCUGGAGUGUGUGGACAGGAUGGCGCCAGGGCUUGCCAAGGUGGACAUUGCUGAUGUUAAAGAGCAACUCAAGAGCAACAAGAAACUAGCCAAGAUGAUCGGACACAUCUUUGAGCUAAGCGACGAUGACCCGCGUAGGGAGGAGGAGAUCCGCAAGUACAGUGCCAUUUACGGACGCUUCGACUCCAAAAGAAGGGAUGGAAAACAUCUGACGCUUCAUGAGCUGACAGUGAACGAGGCUGCAGCGCAGCUCUGCAUGAGGGACAUGGCUCUGCUCACACGCAGAGACGAGCUGUUUGGGCUCGCCCGACAGAUCUCAAGAGAGGUCACUUACAAAUACACCUACCGCACUAGCAAAUCUCGCUGUGGGGACCGUGAUGAGCCAUCUCCAAAAAGGAUUAAAACUGAGGAGAACUUCUUCGACAUCCAGGAAGCACUUCAGGCCAUCCACAUGAGGCAGGAAAUGCUGAGGGAGCAGCUGGCCUGCGCCAAGUCUAAAGGAGAUGAAAGCAUUGGAAGGAAUCUGCAGAUGCAGCUAGAGCGUCUGCUGGCGAGACAGAUGGAAAUCCUCCAGGACGCCGCAGUCCAGGAGCGACUGCAGGCUCUGGAUUGGAGGAUUCCCGCUGCUGCCUUGAAGUACCUCACCAACGCCCAGAAUACCAACGGGGCUGCCAGUGACUCCAGCAAGGAGAAUCAAGAUGAGCGACCUGUAAACUUGCGCGUCGUGAGCCAAACCAUGCAGGAAGGUGACCUUCCGUUAGGUAAACAGCUUGCCAAUGAGCUGAAACGUCACCACAACAACAACAGCAGCACAGACGAGACCAAAACACCAGCAACAGAAAAUGGGAUGUCACAGCGAGCAGCCGGCAACACAGACAAAAAGAUCAUCAAAUCAGAACCUGAGGACUCAACAUAG